GCGAGGCUGCGCGGCGCGGGCACGGCGCGGGCACGAGGCGAGUGGUGCAGCGGGCGGCGAGAGGAGGCGGCGGCGAUGGUGGGCGCGCUGCUGUGCUACGUGUUGGCGCCGCUCGCACAGCUCAUCCGCCGGAUCACAGGUCCUUCCAUCGAUGAAGAGGAUGACGCAGCAGAGAGAUGUUCGGAGAGUUUGCGUGUGGAAACUGAUGCCAGACCUGUUGCAUGGGUACCACUUGGCAAAGACCAAACUGCCCUUCUCCAGGAGUGGCUGCACGGUGGGCCGGGAGGGGAGUCGGUAGAGGAGAGGGGAGCCAACGUUGACGCUGAGAUUCCUCCCCGGGAGGCGGAAGAGGCAGCCAUGACGUGGCAGCAGGCCGGGGACCAACAGCCGGCCGCUGCCGGAUGGGGCGACGUCGAGGAGCCGAGCGUAUCGGCAUGGCACCUCUCUGCGCCAGCCUGGACGCCAUCUUCCCAGGGCGCCAAGGAAGGGACGCCGCCACCGGUGUGGUUGCCGGCUGCCGCCCAGGAAGCACCUAGCGGUUGGCAGCCUCCAUCUCACCAGCAGCAUCACCAGAAUGCCAGCGCCAUCGAUUGGCAGUUCAUGUCGCCGCAUGGCACGCCUCAGCCAGUGGGCGGCACCAUGUGGCACGUGCCCGGGGCCUUGGGAAUGAACGAGGCACCACCUAAUAUGCUCUGGCAGUUCCAGAAUGAAGGCAACAUCACCACAAACUCAGGCCAGCUCACCCGGACGUGGGAGAACACAACACAGCGGCAGGGGGAAGAUGCCGGCGAAGGCAGCCCGUUCGAAUUCACCGUCAUGUCGUACAACAUCCUGUCGCAGGACCUCCUGGAGACCAACUGCGACCUGUACUCCCAUUGCCAGCCCGAGUUCCUGAAAUGGGAAUUCCGAUUCCAGAAUAUCAUGCAGGAGUUUGAUACCUGGGAUCCUGACAUUAUGUGCCUGCAGGAAGUUCAGGAAAACCAUUACCAUCAGCAGUUUCAACCAGCUCUCCAGCUGAGGGGUUACGAGUGCAUUUACAAGCGGCGCACUGGUAUUAAGACGGACGGGUGUGCGGUGUGUUUUAAACGGGACCGCUUCAGCCUGGUGUCCCAGCACCCGGUGGAAUACUUCCGGCCCAUUGUGGAGACGUUGAACAGGGACAACGUGGCCCUCCUGGCCGUGCUCCGGCCCGCGCCACCGCAGACACCGGACAGCGGCCAGGACCACCCCACGCUGCCUGACAUCCUGGUAGCCAACACCCACCUCAUCUUCAACCCACGGCGCGGCGACAUCAAGCUGACCCAGCUGGCCGUGCUGCUUGCUGAGAUCCAGCAGUUGCUGCAGGCAGCCGGUGGUGACGCCAAACCCUGCCCCGUCAUCCUCUGUGGAGAUCUCAACUCUGUCCCUGAGUCUCCACUUUACAAACUCAUCCGGAACGGGGAGCUGUACUACUACGGCAUGCCAACCUGGAAGGUUUCCUGUCAGGAGGACAGUUCCCACCAGGUGUGUCCGAGGAAACUCUACGGCCCCUUGUGGCCGAGCCUGCUCAGGAUAACGGACAGCUGCCAGUACGUGGGCGUCUGUGAGAAGAAGACCCCAGGCUUACUGAGAUACGGCCGUGAGUUUCUCCUCCAGUUGCGAUACUCCGCGCCAGCUCUCCAGCGGCCAGAGCAUCUCGAGCUCAUUGCCGGCGUGACGGAUUCAAUACCAGAGCCUCCCGGAGAUGGGUCAGAGCGCUACGUCAGUGUGCCUGAACCAGAGGACGAGCUCUUCUGUAAACGGUCACCCACCACCAUCCGCCACAACCUCCACCUAACCUCCGUCUACAGUCACUACCAGCCCGACACCGGGAGGCCAGAGGUCACCACCUGCUCCUCCGGCUACGGACUCACCGUCGAUUACAUCUUCUACUCAGCUCAGCCGCUCCCCGACAAGAGUGGCAAAGGUCGCCGGCGAUACCAGGACGGGGCGUUGAAGCUGCUGGGACGACUGCCCCUGCUCUCCGAGCACGACGUCUGGAUGGCCAACGGUUUGCCCAACGCCCUCUGCUCCUCCGACCACCUGUCCCUCCUGGCCCGGUUCGGCCUGCAGCCCUGCGGUUGAUUUAUUGGGCAGAGAGCAGCAGCUGGAACUGGCAACUGGGGAGUGGGUGCUUUAUUGCCCAGCUUAUUGUGGACAGUGAGGGACAGACACCCUUUGGGGGGGGGGAUGGUUAGAAUGAGGCUCCUCCUACAGGGAACAUAUUUGCCAUUUUAUAGUCUGUAUUAGGCUAUUUUUAAUCCUUUUGCUUUCUUUUUGUAGUGGUCUGGAUUAUCGAGUGCGUUGCUUUGAGCUGAUGUGAUUGCCAAAGGCACGUGUUGGUGGGAUCUUGGCCAAUAGACAGUAGGUGCAAGAGUAGGGCCAUUCAAGCCAACACCGUCAUUCAAUGUGAUCAUGGCUGCUCAUUAUCACCGAUCGUGAUCAGCCAUGAUAAUUAUCACCGAGAGCUUGCAGAAUGUAAAUGUUUAUCGAUUGAGUCGUCGUUUCCCUGGGGAGAAUUUCCCAUCAAGAGCUCCUCGAAGCCAAUUAGACUUUGCAGUCGUUUGCCAGCGUGUUAGUUAUGGGGUCUCGUCUGAUUCCCCGCAUACUUGAAGCUGGAAACCGAGGCUUAAUCCACUUGUUGUUGGUCCCAUUUGGAACAAACCGCGCGGUUCGCUAACUAUUCAUUGCCUGAAAUGCCAAGUUAAGUUUUUAAUUCUUCCUGCUGUCUCUCGGCAGGCUGCGCUCAGUUCUGAGCAGUGUCCAGGUUCGCGCCUUCCACCAGCGGGCGGCCGUGGUGGCUUGUGGAAGGAGUCGGUGGGCGCUGGCUGGCAAUUAAAUCCCUACUUAUUCUCGGGAGCUGGUCCACUGGGGCAGCCCAGCGGCCCAGCUGGUAGAGCCUCACAGCAGGUUCGAUGUGUGGAGUUUGCACGUUCUCCCUGCGACCCCGUGGGUUUCCUCCGGGUACCCAGGUCUCCCACCUCAUCCCCAAAGACGCGUGCAUUUGCAGGUUAUUAGGCUUCCUCUGUACCGUAUUGUGACAAUUGCCCCCUUGUGUGUAGGGAAGUUGAUGAGAAUGGGGAUAAUGUGGAAACUUGCGUGAAUGGGUGACCGAGGGUCGGCAGGCCGAAGAGCCAGUUUCCUUGCCGCAUCUUGGGAACGCGAUGCAAUGAUAAUCCCAGCCACUCCUGGUGGCUUUUGCCCCCUGAAUCCCUCUGGUUGUGCGUCUCAGUAUGAGGGUUACAUUUCCCAGCACAUCUCACUCUCGAUGGCAGGAAGGCACUCACGGAGAGCAGUCUGAGGAUCUGGGGCCUUGCUGAAUUCCAAACUCUCCACUCAAGCCUCGGCUUAAAUCCAGGUAAAUCCAGCUCAGGUAACGCAGUCGGAGUAGACGAACUAAGCCGAAAAUGCAUCACUUCACAUAUGUCCGAGUUGAGCUCCAUCUGCCACUCCUUUGCCCACUUUCCCAGUUAGACCUAAAUCCUGUUAUAACUUUAAGCAAGUAGACACGAGGAACUGCAGAAGCUGGAGGCUUGCAUGAAACAAAAAGGUACUGGAGUAACUCAGUGGGUCUGGUUUUAGGUGGUUUGCAUUUUAAUUGGGCAUUGUUGGAAGAGCUGCCACAGUAGUCACACAGACCGGGGUUAUCUGGUGCCAGGCGGAACGAGCAUAUUGUUCCUGUACUGUGCUGAGCAGUUUGCCAAUGCCACUGCUCAGUACGGCACAUGGACUUUGCUGAAACAAAAGACACAGAGUGCUGGAGUAACUCAGCGGGUCAGGCAGCAUCUGUGGAGAACAUGGAUAGGUGACGUUUCACAGAGUGCUGGAGUAACUCAGCGGGUCAGGCAGCAUCUCUGGAGAAAAGGAAUAGGUGACGUUUUGGAUUGGGACCUUUCUUCAGACACCCUUCUUGAGUUGGAAAAAGGGUCCUGACCCGAAACAUCACCCAUCCUGCCUGACCCGCUGAGUUACUCCAGCACAUUGGGUCUAUCUUCGGUAUGAAGCAGCAUCUGCAGUUCCAUUCCACACGUCACCUGUCCCUAUCCAUGUUCUCCAGCAAUGCUGCUUGACCAGCAGAGUUACUCCAGCGCUUUAUGUCCCUUUUUCUAAACCAGCAUCUGCAGUUCCUAGUGUUGACUCAGCUGUUUGUCCUUUCCCUGGCACAGGUUCAGGCUGCGCUGUGCGCUCUGAUGGAAGAGAGCGGCCUGCAUCUUACUGUAGACAGACAACCCUUCCCAAUAUCUCCCAACACCACGCUCAGCUGGGAUUUCCUCCCGCUUUCCGAGAUAGAAGGAGAAAGGACUCCAUUCAGUCCUUAACUCCUCUUCUGGCAUUGACUGGGGGGGGGGUGGGGGGGGGUGUGAUCUAUCACUUAACUCAAUGUGCCGUCUGCAUUAUGUCCAUAAACCCUUGAACAUAGAGGUGAAGUGAAGUAUCAGUUGGUGCACCCUCUGGUAUACAUUGACCCUUGUUGGGCCAGACGUGGACAUUAGAGCACAAAAGCCCUCCCUGAGUAACCAGUUGGAUUUGAAGAGCAACCCUCUCGGGUGGACUGGUGUCUACCCGUUCUUCACGUAUUUUCCUUGAGUGCAUAGGCCUGGGAAAAUGCCAGGGGGUGGAGGGGGGGGGAGGGGAAGGUGGGGGGCGUUCUCUGGUCUCUGUGGUUACUGGUCUCUGUUGCAGGUUUGGAUGUUGGGUGGCAAACAUGCCCCUUCAUUAACACUUGAAGAACAAGCAGCCUCCUUGGGCAUGUUGGUGUCACUACUUAAUAUCCAGGCAUUCUGCUGAAGGUAGACCGGAGUAACUCAGCGGGACAGGCAGCAUCUCUGGAGACAAGUAACGGGUGACGUUUCGGGUCGAGACCCUUCUUGUUUCUUCCUCCUGUCGGGUGGCUUGAGUUUGGCUUGUGUAGACGGAAGCUCUGAAAGCAAUAGCGUUUGACUUUAAACGCGCUGAUUUCUCUUUAGACUUUUGUGUGCCCCUUGUAAAGGUGAUAGUUGACCGUCACAUGCACUGCACAGGUGGUAUCUCAUCUCUAAACCGCGGGAUGUGUCAUUAGUCAGCUUGUACUUCCAGAAACGCUGAUCUUUAUUCAACCCCUGCACCUUCUCCCCUCUUUCUCAAACUUCCCGUCACUCUGGUGGCACGGUGGCACAGCAGUAGAGUUGCCACCUUACAGCACCAGAGACCCGGGUUCCAUCCCGACUACGGGUGCUCCCUGUACGGAGUUGGUACCUUCUCCCCGUAACCCGCGUGGGUUUUCUCUGGGAUCUUCGGCCUCCACCCACACACAGGUUUUGUGGGUUAAUUGGCUUGGUAUAAAUGCAAAUUGCCCCUCACAUGUGUAGGAUAGUACCAGUGUACUGGUUAGUGCGGACUCGGUGGGCCGAAGGGCCUGUUUCCGUGCUGUAUCUAAACUAAAGACAACCAGCGAUGAUGAAAACUCCAACCCCAAGUGCGUGUUCAGAGCAGAAUCUAUUCCAGGUGAAGCCUUUGAUUCAAGAGAGAAAGGUAAAAACAUUAUUAACACUAAUUUAAGCGCUACCUCCCUCCCAAGCAAAUCAUUGUUGCCUGUCUCAAUCCUUAGUCUCUUUUGUACUUGGCUGUGGAAUAGGUUUCUGCAUUUACAGAUCACCGUGGGGUAAUUUGGGGAUGUUAGGUGAGGAGCCCUGGUUCAGGUUCGGUUAAAGGGCAAGUUCCUUAGUCAGAAGAUAGUCAAAAAAAAGGCAGCAUCUCUGGAGAGAAGGAACGGGUGACGUUUCAGUUCGAGACCCUUCUUCAGACUCAAACGUCACCCAUUCCUUCUGCCCAGAGAUGCUGCCUGUCACUCUGAGUUACUCCAGCUUUUUGUGUCUAUCUUUGGUUGAACCCAGCAUCUGCAGUUCCUCCCUACAUAAAUUCCUCAGUCAGCCAGAAAUCAUGGGCUUUAUGAAUUUGUGCCUAUAGAAUUAUUUUUUGUAAUGGUUGUUGUGUAAAAACAAAGCGUAGAUGAACUAUAUAUUCAAACAGCGCGAUUUGAAGGUUGCGUUUUUGCCAAAAACUUUGCGACUCGGUUCAGUGACAUUGAUCAAAUAAAAGGUUGUUUAUGUUUA
Messenger RNA from Leucoraja erinaceus (little skate), 6110 nucleotides. Its product is annotated as protein angel homolog 1-like. The coding region runs from base 76 to 2103 and encodes 675 amino acids. The transcript is spliced from 10 exons. Lineage: Eukaryota; Metazoa; Chordata; Chondrichthyes; Rajiformes; Rajidae. Gene Ontology annotation, molecular function: 3'-5'-RNA exonuclease activity. The record is from RefSeq and is a predicted model, not a curated record.